AUGACUCUCAUCGAUGCCCAGGUGCACUUUCUGGACGAACGCGUAGUACUGGUGCACAUCCCACUGGAGCUGUACCCUUACUUUCUCAAUGCAGUUCUCAAUCUGAUCUUCGAUGAAGUCCCACCGCUGGAAGAUGAAAGUGGGCACGGAGAUGAUGAGUCUGACGGCCUCGACAAUGCCUCAGAAAAUGGCUAUAAACCACCUGCCUUCAUGAAUAUCUCCAUCACGCCCGUCGAGGUCUCGGUCAUGUGUCCCAGGCGUCUAGUCGACAAGUACUUUGUUCCGCUCAUGGAUCAGCUCGACCAACUUGAUGGCUCUCUCCGUUCCCACCUGGUCAUCAGCGAGAAUGACUUCAUCGCCAUGCAAGUCCUCGGCGAAGGCCUCGAAGCCAGCAGGCGGGUUCUCGAAUUAACCACUCCCCUCGCCCUGGCAGGAAUCUCCAUCUUUUUUAUCUCCACCUAUUUCUCCGACUACAUAGUAGUCCCAAGCCAAAGCAAAACAAGUGUCAUGUCAGCUCUCGAAGCCCGCGGCUUCCAAUUCGACAACGCAAGCGCAGCCUUUAUCAACAAUCCCCUCAGCCCAACAACAGAAAGACGCCUCAGCGAUCUAAUCCCACCAAACACCCCACCACCUUCAACCCUAUCCGAACUUCAAACCCGCACCUUUGACAGUCUCCGCAAACGCCAGAUCUCCCCUUACGUAGACGAGACCCUCCGUCUAGUUCAGUGCGCUGCUCACCACCAAUACCACAGCGAAGACAGCUCAAUGUCCAUCCUCCGCGACGCUCUCACAACAGUCCUCCUCAUCGACGAGCCGCGCUUCCUCUCUCUAACCCUAGCAGCUCUCGACCCAGCCGCCUCCCUCCUCCUAGAGAAGCGCCUCCUCCCCCGCUUCGCCCUCCGAUCUUCUUCCCAUGGAAACUACGAAGACGGCUCCGGCCUUCUCCUAGGCUCAAAAGAAGACUACCUGAUCCCAAUCACUCUGGACUUACGAGAUCUCCCCCUGGAAGCAUCAGGAAUAGUCUGCGGCGUAGCCGGCCGCCUGGCCGAAGCAGCACAAAGCCCCCGCCCCUCAACCUCAACAGCCAUCUCCAGUGCCGUCGGCAGUAACGCAAGCAGCAUCAUCGGCUCAGUGCCCAGACUCUUCGAUACAUUCGGCACCCGUCUAGACGCCCUCUCGAUGUCAGAGAAAAAGUCCCCCACGCCUUCUUCGGCGCCACCGCAUAAUCUCCAUCCUCUCCCGAUGUCAGCCCAUCACCUCCAGCCAGAUCUGGACCCUGUCGCUGAUGCCGUGGAGAUUAGUUUCUUGUCAACUGCACGCGCGGGUACCAUUAUUGUUGGUGAAGAUGAGCUGAAACGGGCUAUUGAUGCUCUUGAGGCGGAGAAGGAGCCCAAGUUUUUGGAUCUGCAGCUUGAGUCGCAGACUCCGCCGGAUAGUCCACCACAGCAGCGGGUUUGA
Molecule: messenger RNA, 1458 nt
Organism: Penicillium arizonense
Lineage: Eukaryota; Fungi; Ascomycota; Eurotiomycetes; Eurotiales; Aspergillaceae
Product: ACT domain-containing protein
Exons: 3
Coding region: 1-1458 (485 amino acids)
Biological process (GO): regulation of intracellular signal transduction; cellular response to L-arginine
Cellular component (GO): cytosol
Source: RefSeq, a predicted model, not a curated record